UUCAACAUGGGGACCAAAGAACUACGAUCCACUUUGUGGCUCGUCUACGUUACGCUUAUUGUCUACGCUCUGACUGACGAUGAUGUGGAAGAUCACAAUCACAUUGAGCACGUGUGCUCCACUUUCGGAAACAAUCACUGGAAGACCUAUGAUGGAGAAUUCUUCAGACUGCAGUCUGACUGUUUGCACCUGCUGACCUCAGAGUGUAAGGCCAACUACGAGAGCUUCAACAUUCAAAUGAGACGCUCAAAUGAGAACGACAUGCCCAUCAUCAGCAACAUCAUGAUGAAGCUGGACGGGGUCAUUGUGGAGCUUUACAAAGGUUUAGUGAAGGUCGAUGGUAACAAGGUCGAACUGCCGUAUGCCAAAUUCGGUGUGACAGUCAGGAUGACCACAUCCGCUAUCUUUGUUCACUCCAAUUUGGGAAUCAAAGCUAUCUGGAACAUGGAGGACUCCCUGGAUAUUGUUUUGGAUGAAAAAUACCAGAACCAGACAUGUGGACUGUGUGGAAACUUUGACGGCGUAGCCAAUGAUUUCAUCGAAGAAGGGUCUAAACUCUCCGUGGCCGACUACGCUGACAUCAACAAGGUUGACAGCUGUGUGGUGGAUGAGCAAAGCCAACUCCCAUAUUGUGGUAACCGGGGACAAUGUAAUAAGAUCUUUUCCGCUCCUGAAUUCAAAAGCUGCAAAAACCUCUUGGACAAGAAAGCCUUUGUUUUGAUCUGCAUGACCGAUGUGUGCUACAACAAUACAGAGCCCAGGGUCUGCCAGACAGUCUCAGAGUUCUCCAGGGAGUGUGUCCAUGCAGGCGGCGAGCCGGAACAAUGGAGGACCGAAAGCUUUUGCCACAAGUCGUGCCCAUACAACAUGGAGUUCAUGGAGUGUGGCAGCUCAUGUCCUGACACCUGCUCCACACCUCAGGCCAGCAAAAUAUGUCAUAACCACUGCCAUGAUGGCUGCAGCUGCCCUAAAGGAAUGAUCUUUGAUGAUAUCAGUGAAAGUGGCUGUGUUGCAGCCGAUCAGUGUCCAUGUGUGCACAACAACCAAGUCUACAUGCCAGGAGAGUCCUACUAUCACCACUGCAGAUCCUGUGUGUGUGCAAAUGGUCAGUGGAAGUGCACACAAGAGAACUGUCCAGGGUCCUGCUCCAUGAAUGGAGGAUCUCACAUCAAAACCUUUGAUGGCAAAGACUACACCUUCCAUGGAGACUGCUCAUACGUUCUAGUCCAGCAAACUCAGGGCUCUGCGUUCAUGGUGCUGGUGGACCUGGAAAGGUGUGGUGUAUCUGACAGUAAGACCUGCCUCCGAUCUGUGACCGUGGCCUUAAACAACAACACUUUCGUGAUGAUAAUACAAGCAUCUGGGAAAAUUCGUGUGAACCAGAUUAAUUCUGAGCUUCCACUGUCUAACACGGACCUCGUUGCGUUCAAGCAAUCAUCCAAUUACAUCUUCGUCAAGCUCAUGAUUGGCAUCAAGCUUGUCGUCCAGCUGAGUCCAGCCAUGCAGGUCAUCGUCAUGGCCGAUUCCUCACUUAGAGGAGGCGUUCAAGGUUUGUGUGGGAACUUCAACAACAGGAUGAAUGAUGACCUCAUGGGUAGCGCUGGUCUGGUGGAGGGCACUGCCAUAGCGUUCGUUAACUCGUGGAAAAACACAGCCAACUGUCCCAACAUACCUCCACGCUUUGGACAUCCCUGUAACCAUGGCAUCAACAAGGAACAAUUUGCACGGUAUUGGUGCUCUAAACUGCUGGAUAACAAAGGAGUGUUUGCACCCUGCCAUCACGCUGUCGACCCUAACUCAUUCAAAGACAUCUGCAUGUACGACAGCUGUAACUGUGAUAACAGUGAGGACUGCAUGUGUGCUGCUGUCUCGGCUUAUGUGUUGGCAUGCUCAGCAGCAGGAGUCACUCUCAGGAACUGGAGGAAAAACAUCUGUGGUCAAUACACUUUAUGUCAGGAAACAACAAUCUAUCAAUACAACAUGACCAGCUGCCAACGAACCUGCCGAUCCCUCAGCCAACCGGACCACUCGUGCCAGGCCAGCUUCGUCAUGGUGGACGGCUGCGGAUGUGCAGAGGGAACAUACAUGAACGACGAGGGCAGAUGUGUGAUGAGCAAAGACUGUCCCUGCUACGAUAAAGACAACAUCAUUCCUUCUGCAGAAAGCGUGUCAAGAAACGGAAAAAUCUGUUUCUGCAGACAUGGAGUUCUCAGCUGUUCAGGAGAACCACAACAAGGUCCACCUCAAUGCAUUUCCCCCAUGGUGUACCUUGACUGCACCACUGCUCAGCCUGGAGUUUCUGGGACUGAGUGUGAGAGGAGCUGCAGCAACCUGGACAUGGCUUGUGUGAAUACAGGCUGUUCAUCAGGCUGCAUGUGUCCUAAAGACAUGGUGUCAGACGGAGCAGGAAACUGUGUCUAUGAGAAGCAAUGUCCAUGUGUGCACAACGGACAGGAGUACCAGGCAGGACAAACUCUGACUGUGGACUGCAACACCUGUACCUGCCAUAACAGAAAGUUCACAUGCACCAAUAAACUUUGUGAUUCUGUUUGUGGGACCUAUGGCGACGGGCACUAUACUACAUUCGACGACAAGAGGUUUGAUUUCAAUGGACAGUGUGAAUACACACUCCUCCAGGAUUACUGCAGCGGGGGUCAGGGCAAAGGACAAUUCCAGAUCAUUUCAGAGAACAUUCAGUGUGGAAGCUUGGGAACCACCUGCUCCAGGUCCAUCAAGAUCUUCAUGGGGGAGAAUGAAUUCCACCUUAAAGACGAGGGCUUCCACGUGAUUAAGGGAAGCAGCAAAAGUCUCCCUGAACAGGUGCACAAGAUGGGUAUUUACCUGAUGGUGAGCAUCAAGCCAGGAAUCACUAUCAUGUGGGACCAGAAGACCAGCCUUUCUGUUAAACUCCAUCCAAAGUUCCAGGGUAGAGUCUGUGGUCUGUGUGGAAACUAUGAUGGCAACAGUCAGGACGACUUCACCACCCCAUCUGGGGACAUAGUGGCAGAUGUUGUUGAGUUUGGUAACAGCUGGAGGGUUUCAGCCAGCUGUCCAAACGCCGGACUGAUAAAUGACCCCUGUGCCACCAACGGUUAUCGGGCAUCCUGGUCAAAGAAACAAUGUAGCAUCAUCAACAGUGUCACCUUCCAGAACUGCCACUCACAGGUGGAUCCUGGUCCUUUUUUCGACUCUUGUGUAAAAGACUCUUGUGCCUGUGACAUGGGUGGAGACUGCGAGUGUUUCUGCACUGCUGUGGCCGCCUACGCCAAAGCUUGUAAUGACGCCGGGGUCUGCGUGAGGUGGAGAACUCCAAAAAUAUGCCCUAUAUUCUGUGACUUCUACAAUGCCCCCGAUGGCUGUGAGUGGCAUUACAAGCCUUGUGGAGCUGCCUGCAUGAAGACAUGUUCAAAUCCUUCAGGAAAUUGUUCAAGCCUCAUCUCGGCCAUGGAAGGCUGCUAUCCUCAGUGUCCCAUUACCCAUCCCUACUUUGAUGAAGACUCCAUGAAGUGCGUUUCAUGGAACCAAUGUGGUUGCUUUGAUGACAUGGGAAACCAUUACCACCUCGGAGAAAUGGUCCCAACGACUAACUGCAACACUUGUAAAUGCACCUCAUCUGGAAUAAAUUGCAACUAUGAAGUGACACUUUGUAGAUGCUAUGCUAAUGGAAAAAACUACAAUUAUGGGGAGGUCAUCUAUGAUACUAAUGACGGGAUAGGAGGCUGCAUGAAAGCCGUGUGUGGAGCCAAUGAAACAAUAGAAAGAACCACUUACUCAUGUACAACUACAACAACUACUGGACCGACAACAACCCCCUUUUCAUUCACAACAACUGAAAGCACAACUACAGAGAUAACCACGACUACCACACCUCCUACUCCUUCAACUACCACAACAACACUCACUCUUCCAGUCAGUACAACUGUCUUUUCAACAACUAUGUCCUCUACGGAACCUGUUUCCACAACUAUAACAAGUUCUUCGACAAUAUGUUCAUGCAUUAUCAAUGGAACUUCAUAUCAACCUGGGGAGACGCUCUACAAUGUUAAUGAUGGCAUAGGCUUGUGUUAUAUUGCUCAAUGCAAUGCAUCGUGCGAGGUUCAGAAGUUCAACACUUCAUGUCCCACAACACCAACUACAACACCACCAAUCACAACCCCAUCACCACCUGAGGACUGCAUCUACAUGAAUGAAACACGACAGCAUUAUGAAAGCUGGAAGAUUGACAACUGCACCAUGGCUAUCUGUGAAAACGGCACGGUCAUAAUGAAGGCUUUUUCCUGUCCCUUUGUGGAAAAACCUGUAUGUACCAAUGGACAACCGCCUGUCAAGGUCUAUGAUGACAACGGAUGCUGCUUCCAUUAUGACUGUGAAUGUGUAUGCACUGUCUGGUCUGGGCACUACAACACAUUUGAUGGAGUCGGUUACAUUUUCAAGCAGUUGUGCGAGUACUACCUUGUCAAAGAGAUCCAUUAUAAGUACAAACUGUCUAUUAUGUUGGACAGUCAUAGAUGUGACCCUGCGGACAGCACGUUCUGUCCCCAGGCCGUCAUCGUGAAGUUCAACACCUACACCAUCGUUUUGACUCAGUUGAAGAGCGAAGGCCUUGUGGCGUUCAAAAACGGGAAACGGAUAUAUCCCGCCUACUCCAAUUAUUACAUGUACCUCUUCAGCACAGAUAUGGCAAUCACAUUGGUGAUGCCUUCCAUUCAGACAAGAAUCGUCUAUAGAACCAACUCAUUCAGCAUUUACCUACCAUAUGAUCUCUUCCAUGGGAAUACUGAGGGACAGUGUGGAACCUGUGACAACUCCCAGAUCAAUGAGUGCCGUUAUCCAAAUGGCGAGAAGGGACCCUGCGAUAUCUGUGCACCCUCCUGGGUAGUCCCAGGUCCACCCUGUGACACCACAACGAUCCCCCCAACAACUUCAACGGCAGUGACCAGCCAAAGCACAACAAUCAUAACAUCACAGCUCCCCUGCAAACCACCGGUCUGUGAACUCUUAAAGAGCAGUAUAUUUGAGGAGUGUGCUUCGGUCAUUCCCGCAUUCCCAUUUCUUUCAUCCUGUGAGACUGAAGGCUGCAACGGUGGUGGAAUUGAAAUACCACAUAUCAAUGUCACCUGCGCCAUUCUGGAGACCUAUGCUGCUUUGUGUGCUGAAAAAGGAAUCUGUAUUGACUGGAGGAAUAGAACCAAUGGGAUGUGUGAGCACAAGUGUCCAGAGGGCAAGGUGUACAAGGCCUGUGGACCAGCUGUAGAGCCAACAUGCAAUGACAGAUACAACAGCAUGUUCAACGCAGGAUCCUCUCCAUCCUCUACUGACACUAAGGAGGGUUGCUUUUGUCCUGAAGACACCACUUUAUUCAAUCAAGUCUAUGACGAAUGCGUGCCCGCUUGUGAUUGUACAGGACCUGAUGGAAAACCAAAACUGCCGGGUGAAACAUGGAUAAGUGACUGCAACAACUGUACCUGCGACAUGGACUCCAUGAGCGUCGUGUGUGAGCCCACUCCAUGCCAGACAAUGGAGAUCACCGACUGCAGUGAAGAAGGCCAAGUUCUGGUAUCCUCAUCAGACGGCUGCUGUACACAACAUAACUGUGAAUGCAACCAAGCCCUGUGUCCCAAUCCACAUACCUGCCUGCCGGGCUUCAAACUGACGUACACAGAUGGCAUCUGCUGCAAGUCCUACAAGUGUGAACCUAAAGGCGUUUGUGUCUUUGAAGGCACUGAGUACAUGCCUGGUUCCAAAAUACCAACACCAGGCCAACCAUCAGGAACAACAACACCAGGACAACCAUCAGGUACAACAACACCAGGACAACCAUCAGGUACAACAGUACAAGGACCUGGACAACCAUCAGGUACAACUGGAGGUGGACCUGGACAACCAUCCGGUACAACUGGAGGUGGACCUGGACAACCAUCAGGUACAACUGGAGGUGGACCUGGACAACCAUCAGGUACAACAGUAGGAGGACCUGGACAACCAUCCGGUACAACUGGAGGUGGACCUGGAGUACAACUGGAGGUGGACCUGGACAAUCAUCAGGUACAACUAGAGGAGGACCUGGACAACCAUCAGGUACAACUGGAGGUGGACCUGGACAACCAGCAGGUACAACAGUACAACUGGAGGUGGACCUGGACAACCAGCAGGUACAACAGUACAACUGGAGAAGGACCUGGACAACCUUCAGCAACAACUGGAGGAGGACCUGGACAACCAUCAGGUACAACAGUACAAGGACCUGGACAACCAUCAGGUACAACUGUUGGAGGACCUGGACAACCUUCAGCAACAACUGGAGGAGGACCUGGACAACCAUCAGGUACAACUGUUGGAGGACCUGGACAACCAUCAGUUACAACUGGAGGAGGACCUGGACAACCAUCAGGUACAACUGGAGGAGGACCUGGACAACCAUCAGGAACAACACCUUUUGUACCUGGGCCCUGCCAGGAGUGUUACUGUGGCCCACAUAUGGAUCCAAUUACCAUGGUGAACAUCAUUGAAUGCAAACCUAUUGUUUGCAACACCAACUGCUCUGAAGGUUUUGAAUACCAGGAGGUACCUGACCAGUGUUGUGGCAAGUGUGUCCAGAAGAGCUGUAUCUUCAUCGCUCUUGACAAAUCAAGACAUGUAAUCGAGAUCAACGAAACUUUCACUCUUGCUGAUAACAAAUGUGUGGAGUAUGUCUGUGAGAAUAUCAACGGACAGCUUGUUACUAAAGAGAGAAAGAAUAUUUGUCCUCUCUUCAACCCCUUGGACUGUGAACCUGGCACAGAGACAACUGACCCCAGUGGAUGCUGCAGAAUCUGCACUAUGCGCAGCGUCUGUGAAAUCCACAGUAAGCAGGAGAUCAUCAAGGUGAACAACUGUGAGAGCACGAAGCCAGUCAACAUGACAUACUGUGCUGGACACUGUGGAAGCAUGUCUAUGUAUUCUGCUGCAGCUAACGCCAUGAUGCAUCAGUGUGAGUGUUGCCAAGAAGCCAAAACCAGUGAGGGAGAGGUGGAACUCGAAUGUGACAAUGGCACCACGGUCCCGCACAAAUACACCAUGGUGGAGAGCUGUCUGUGCAACAGAGCAGUGUGUGUAGGAGGAACAACCAUUGUUCCAGCGAAGCGCCGCAGGAGGCGUUGAUUGCUGACUCACUGCUAACAUCCAGACUGAACCCUUAAGACACGAUACAAGACAUGACCUUUGACCUUCUUAUUUUCAACAGCUUUCAUUCUUUCAAGCCAAUUUGUGCUCUUUGUCAGCGUCAUAACAUACUAAUUGUGAUGUAAUCUUUCUUCCUUCAAAUCAUUUCUAUUAAAAUUUGACAACUGCAGCAUAAAAAAA
Molecule: messenger RNA, 7341 nt
Organism: Labrus mixtus (cuckoo wrasse)
Lineage: Eukaryota; Metazoa; Chordata; Actinopteri; Labriformes; Labridae
Product: mucin-5B-like
Exons: 52
Coding region: 7-7140 (2377 amino acids)
Cellular component (GO): extracellular region; extracellular matrix
Molecular function (GO): hormone activity
Source: RefSeq, a predicted model, not a curated record